CUGUCUACGAAAUAUCCUCAACUUGCAGACCCUGAAGGGUCUCAUAGACGAACUCGGCUCACUGAACGUUUGUCCUGGAUUCAGACCUCUGGCGACGCAUUCCGUUGGCGUUUGGAUAGGCCUGCUUUAAUAGUCAGCAGUUGUAGCUGGUCACCUGAUGAUGACUUUUCUGUCCUGCUUGAAGCCUUGGACUUGUAUGAUUCUCAAGCGGCAUCUGGUGAAGGGGUCUUGAACCUGCCAAGGAUAAUUUGUAUUGUUUCAGGGCGCGGGCCCCUCAAAGAUUUCUAUAGCUCAGUUGUAGCAAGACGUACUUGGCGUAAAGUGGAGGUGCUCAUGCCUUGGCUAGAGUGGAUUGAUUAUCCUAGACUACUCGGAUGCGCGGACCUUGGCGUUAGCCUUCAUCGAAGCUCAUCUGGUGUCGAUCUGCCAAUGAAGGUGGGAUAA
Molecule: messenger RNA, 444 nt
Organism: Protopolystoma xenopodis
Lineage: Eukaryota; Metazoa; Platyhelminthes; Monogenea; Polystomatidea; Polystomatidae
Source: the annotation of a GenBank genome assembly